AUGAAGUCUAAUGAUGCAAAUGAUAUAUGGAACAAAGGUGUGGUGGGUAUGAAUAAAUCAGCAGGGAAAAAGCGGGAAAAUAUAGACAUCAUGGACAGCACAAAUGAGAAGAAAAGAAAUCCACCUCCAAAUCCUACUUUAACCGAAAAGUCCAAAGAAAUUGCUACUACAACUGAGGAAGUGUUGCAUACGGUUACUGAACUUUUGAUAACCGAACCCCAGAAUCGUUUAGGAUUUGUGGAUCUUAUUUUCGGAGGUCUAAAUUACUCAAUAUCCUUAAAUACGAGUGAUUUAGCAAACUUUGACAAAUACAUUGAGAACGAAGAUGAAAAACAAGUUACAAGGCAUGUGAAUGUAAUUGCACAUGGAUCAGUACAAAAAGCAAAUGUAAGAGACAUUCAACAACAUUCAACAACCAUACCAUCAUUUGGUAAGAAUAAAAAUAAUAUCACCAUUAACUCAUUGAAAUCAUCAAUCGUUGAUAAUACAUUAGAAUCAAGUUCUGGAAGUUUAAUUUUUACUAGUACAAAUGACAGUGAAAAUUACUUUACAACCUCAACUUCAAAUACCACUAUUACUAGUAGCUCUAUCAAUAAUAUUAUAGAAAAAGAUUCAUUAUUACCAAACCCAUUUAUUACAACUGUAACUACUGAUAAUAGUAAUAUUAAUUAUAAUCCACAAAUUGAAUCUCAAGAAUUAGUAAUCGUAAGUGAUAAUGAUUUAGCAAUAAUAACAGCGACUGAAUCACAAUUAGAAAGUGUAGAAGAAUCCAAAUUAUAG
Molecule: messenger RNA, 780 nt
Organism: Entrophospora sp. SA101
Lineage: Eukaryota; Fungi; Glomeromycota; Glomeromycetes; Entrophosporales; Entrophosporaceae
Source: the annotation of a GenBank genome assembly